AUGGAGGGUCAGAACCGAUCAGGAACAUGUUGUGGCGUGGGUUCAACGAAGCUAGCACUGAUUGCUCGAGGUCACCUACUAUCACACCAAUUUGCUACAAUGGCCUCCACAGUCGCUGCUGCUUCCUCCCUGGCCUCCGUGAGCAGCAUCUCCGGUGCUGCCUCCUUCAACGCCAGCAACGGCUCCCGCGUGGUUGCCGCCACUGGCACCAAGAAGACCACCGUGAAGAGGACCACCACCGUCAGGAAGCCCGCCCCUGACUCCGGCCGCCUGGUGUGGUUCCCCAACGCCAAGAUCCCCGACCACCUUGAUGGCUCCAUCAUCGGUGACCGUGGCUUCGACCCCCUUGGCUUUGGCAAGCCCGCUGAGUACCUCCAGUUCGAGCUGGAUGAGCUCGACCAGAAUGCUGCCGUGAACAAGGCCGGUGAGGUUAUCUCUGCCUUCAAGCCCGCGAAGACCGAGGUGUCCGCCACCCCCUUCGUCCCCUACAACGAGGUGUUCUCCAUCAUUCGCUUCCGUGAGAACGAGGUCAUUCACGGUCGCUGGGCCAUGCUUGCCGUCCUCGGUGCUCUCGUCGUGGAGGGUGUGACUGGUGUCACAUGGCAAGAUGCCGGCAAGGUGGAGCUUGAGCAGGGCUCUUCCUACUGGGGUCUGGACCUGCCCUUCUCCAUCACCACCCUGGUGAUCCUGGAGGUGCUCAUCAUUGGCUACGUCGAGUUCGCCCGCAACGCCGAGCUCGACACCGAGAAGCGGUUGUACCCCGGCGGCUACUUCGAUCCCCUUGGCCUCGCCUCCGAUGCCAACAGGCUGGACACCCUGAAGCUGGCUGAGCUCAAGCACUGCCGCCUCGCCAUGAUCUCCGCUCUUGGCUUCGGCGUCCAGGCCGCUGCCACCGGCAAGGGUCCCCUCGACAACUGGACCACCCACCUUGCCGACCCUUUCAACACGACGAUCAUCCAGACCUUCUCCAACUAA
Molecule: messenger RNA, 975 nt
Organism: Closterium sp. Yama58-4
Lineage: Eukaryota; Viridiplantae; Streptophyta; Zygnematophyceae; Desmidiales; Closteriaceae
Source: the annotation of a GenBank genome assembly